GCCAGCCGCAGUCGAAGGGGCCACUGCGCUCCGGCAACAAGUGUCAGUAGUGCGAGACGUUCGCGAACGCUUCGCCAGCGUGGUUCAACCUACCGCCGCUUUUUUUCUUUGUUAUCACGUGAGUACGUGGCCGCCGGAGGAGGUGCGGCGAAGCGGCUGCAGCCAUGGAUCAGCUCUUCGGGAAUCUGAAGGGCUUCUUUAAGACUGAGUUCACCGUCAUCGACAACAAUGUGUUUCGGCUGCACUAAAAGGCGACGGUGUGCAUCCUCAUCACCUUCAGCCUCCUGGUGACGGCGAGGCAGUACAUCGGCGACCCCAUCGACUGCAUCAGUAGGGACGAGCUGCCACCCAACCUGAUAGACACCCUCUGCUGGAUACACACCACCUAUUCGCUCACGGACGCCUGGCACAAGAAAGUGGGCGUCGAAGUGCCUUACCCCGGCGUGGAAAAGUACAAGCAGGGCGAGAAGCGCGUCUACCAUGCCUACUACCAAUGGGUAUGCUUCGUGCUCUUCAUUCAGGCCGUGCUAUUCUACGUACCUCGCUACUUCUGGAAGGCUGUCGAAGGCGGUCGCAUCAAGAACCUCAUCCUGGGCCUCCACAUUCCCAUCCUCCCCGAGGAAGCCAAAGAAAACAGCCGCAAACUGCUCGUCGAGUACCUGGCCAUCAACCUGAACAACCACAACAUACUUUUCUACGGAUACGUGGUGGCCGAGGUGUGCAACUUCGUCAACGUCGUGGGCCAGAUGUUAUUCAUGGACAUGUUCCUCGGGGGCGAGUUCUUCAGCUACGGUUCCAAGGUGCUGCAGUUCACCGACUGGGACCGGUCCGUGGGCUUCGACCCCUUGAUCAAGGUGUUCCCCAGGCUAGCCAAGUGCACUUUUCACAUGUACGGUCGCUCGGGCGACGUGCAGAAGCACGAUGCCUUGUGCAUCCUGCCCAUGAACAUCAUCAACGAGAAGAUAUAUGUUUUCCUCUGGUUCUGGUUCAUUAUCCUCGCCGUGCUCUCCGGGGUGGUGCUCAUCUACAGGGCCUUCGACAUCUUCCUCCCCCAAAUCCGCUUCAUUGUCCUCCGGCGCCGCGCCAUGCUCGCAAACAAGGACUACGUGGAGCGCGUCUGCGACCACUGCAAGCUCGGCGACUGGCUCGUUCUCAAUCUGCUCUGCAAGAACAUGGAUCCCGUCAACUUCCGAGCUCUCAUCAAAGACUACGUGCGACGCCUCGACCACAAGAGCAUUGACAACGCGUAGACACUCGCUAUGGCCGCUGUCUGUCUCGUGUGCGUUCUUUUUUCGACGCCGCGUCUCGCGGUUGCGGGCACGAGGAUCUGUAGCACACCUUGACACUGGCAAGUCCGUGCCCCUCCGUUCCUGUUUAAUUUUUAUUGCGAUAGCAAUUAUAUGGACACUCUCGGCUGAUUUUGCCGUCA
Rhipicephalus sanguineus (brown dog tick) is the source of this 1429-nucleotide messenger RNA. RefSeq names its product innexin inx2-like. Gene Ontology annotation, biological process: phototransduction. Gene Ontology annotation, cellular component: plasma membrane; gap junction. NCBI's taxonomy places the organism in Eukaryota, Metazoa, Arthropoda, Arachnida, Ixodida, Ixodidae. Gene Ontology annotation, molecular function: gap junction channel activity. The record is from RefSeq and is a predicted model, not a curated record. Bases 747 to 1250 code for a protein of 167 amino acids. The transcript has a single exon.